UCAGGGCUUCCAUUUUCUCUCUCUCUCCCUUUCAUAUCACACUGUUCAUGUCACUCAUUUCCACUAAAUUUGGGUACUCUUUAAUAUCCACAUACUAGCAAAAGUGGGUUCAGUUGUUAACCCUAGAGGGGAAUAAUAAUACUUAUAGCAACUACACUUAUUUCUUCUUUCUUCUGUGAGAGAGAGAAUGGGAAGGGGAAGAGUAGAACUGAAGAGAAUAGAGAACAAAAUAAACAGGCAAGUCACUUUUGCUAAAAGAAGAAAUGGACUUCUCAAGAAAGCUUAUGAACUUUCUGUUUUAUGUGAUGCUGAAGUUGCUCUUAUCAUCUUCUCUAGCCGUGGUAAACUCUAUGAAUUUUGCAGCACUUCCAGCAUGAUGGCAACACUUGAAAAGUAUCAACAGUGCAGUUAUGCGUCUUUGGAUCCGAUGCAAUCAACUAAUGAUACUCAGAACAACUACCAUGAGUAUGUGAGGCUAAAAGCUAGAGUUGAGCUCCUUCAAAAAUCUCAGAGAAAUCUUCUUGGAGAGGAUUUGGGCUCACUAAAUUCGAAGGAACUUGAGCAGCUUGAGUACCAAUUGGAUGCUUCCUUGAAGCAAAUCAGGUCAAAGAAGACUCAAUCCAUGCUGGACCAGCUCGCAGACCUUCAGCAAAAGGAGCAAAUGCUGGCGGAAACAAAUAAACAACUUAGAAGCAAGCUGGAAGAAAAUGCAGCUCGAAUUCCACUUGGAUUGUCCUGGGGAAAUAAUAAUGGAGGACAAACAAUGCAACCAAAUCGACAAACUGAUCAAGGAUUCUUUCAACCUCUGGGAUUGAAUUCUUCAUCUCCUCAAUUUGGAUACAAUCCCAAUAUGGGUGCAAAUCAUGAGGCUAAUGCAGCAGCAACUGCUCACAAUAUUAAUGGAUUUAUUCCAGGAUGGAUGCUGUAAUGGAUUACUAAAAUAUGUUAUCUCUUUUUCUCCUUGCAUGACUAAUGCGAAGAUGAUAUUAAUUUCUGUAUUCUCGUUUUUACUGUGGCCACAUUCUGUAUUUAGCAACUUGUAAUUAUUGUUGAAGCAGAGAGGACACUAAUACACUCAGAACUUGUUAUAAAAAUAACAACUGCUGAUAGUCCCAUCUGAACUAUGCAAAAACAUCUAUAUCCUAUGUAAUUUAACGGAAUUAUUGCACUGGUGGUAUCUUGGAAUUGAUGAUUA
Molecule: messenger RNA, 1195 nt
Organism: Lycium barbarum (goji berry)
Lineage: Eukaryota; Viridiplantae; Streptophyta; Magnoliopsida; Solanales; Solanaceae
Product: MADS-box protein J2-like
Exons: 8
Coding region: 188-928 (246 amino acids)
Biological process (GO): positive regulation of transcription by RNA polymerase II
Cellular component (GO): nucleus
Molecular function (GO): protein dimerization activity; DNA-binding transcription factor activity, RNA polymerase II-specific; RNA polymerase II cis-regulatory region sequence-specific DNA binding
Source: RefSeq, a predicted model, not a curated record